Messenger RNA from Eublepharis macularius, 5696 nucleotides. RefSeq names its product dihydropyrimidine dehydrogenase (gene DPYD). Gene Ontology annotation, molecular function: dihydropyrimidine dehydrogenase (NADP+) activity; uracil binding; NADP binding. The transcript is spliced from 23 exons. Gene Ontology annotation, biological process: thymine catabolic process; uracil catabolic process. Bases 62 to 3142 code for a protein of 1026 amino acids. NCBI's taxonomy places the organism in Eukaryota, Metazoa, Chordata, Lepidosauria, Squamata, Eublepharidae. The record is from RefSeq and is a predicted model, not a curated record. Gene Ontology annotation, cellular component: cytoplasm; cytosol.
CUCCCCUUCGGCAGUCUUACGAGCAGCGGGGUCUAGAAGCAGGACGGACGUGGCUGGCGCUAUGGACCACUGUUUCCUUAGCCGGGAUCCCGUGGAUAUUGAGAACAUCUUAGCCCUAAAUCCUCGUAAACAAACACAUGCAUCUUUGAAUUCCACAGCAGCAAAAAAACAUGAGAAAAUGCACUGGAAAAGGAACGUGAAUAAAAGCUGUUCGAACUGUGAGAAGCUGGAAAAUAAUUUUGAUGACAUCAAGCACACGACUCUUGGUGAGAGAGGAGCACUUCGAGAAGCAAUGAGGUGUUUAAAGUGUGCAGAUGCCCCCUGUCAGAAGAGCUGCCCAACUAAUCUAGACAUCAAGUCAUUUAUCACAAGUAUUGCAAACAAGAACUAUUAUGGAGCUGCCAAGAUGAUCUUUUCUGACAACCCACUUGGGCUGACAUGCGGGAUGGUAUGCCCAACUUCAGAUCUUUGUGUGGGUGGAUGCAAUUUAUAUGCCACCGAGGAAGGACCAAUUAAUAUUGGUGGACUGCAGCAAUUUGCUACAGAGGUAUUUAAAGCAAUGAAUAUCCCUCAGAUUAGAAGUCCAUCUUUGCCACCACCUGAAGAGAUGCCCAGUGCUUACCAUGCCAAAAUAGCUCUUCUUGGAGCUGGGCCUGCAAGUGUCAGCUGUGCUACUUUCUUGGCUCGUCUGGGCUACUCGGACAUCACCAUCUUUGAAAAGGAAACCUACAUUGGUGGUUUAAGUACAUCUGAAAUCCCCCAGUUCCGGCUUCCAUAUGAUGUAGUGCAUUUUGAAAUCGAGCUUAUGAAAGACCUCGGAGUGAAGAUAAUUUGUGGCACAGGACUUUCAGUAGAGGGAUUGACACUCAGUGCCUUGAAGGAAGAUGAUUACAAAGCGGUCUUUAUUGGAAUUGGUCUACCUGAGCCAAAGAGAGAAUCUAUAUUUGAAGGUCUGGAGAUGGAUCAAGGAUUUUACACAUCUAAAGACUUCCUACCGCUGGUGGCUAUGGCAAGUAAACCAGGAAUGUGCGCCUGUCGCUCUCCAUUGCCAUCAAUACAUGGAACGGUGAUUGUUCUUGGAGCGGGUGACACUGCUUUUGACUGUGCAACAUCAGCUUUGCGCUGUGGAGCUCGUCGUGUUUUUCUGGUCUUCAGAAAAGGAUUUACAAAUGUGCGGGCUGUCCCAGAAGAGAUGGAACUUGCUAAGGAAGAAAAGUGUGAAUUUCUGCCUUUCCUUUCUCCUCGGAAGGUGGUAGUAAAAAGAGGGAAGAUUGUUGCUAUGGAAUUUGUACGGACUGAGCAAGAUGCAGAUGGAAGCUGGAAUGAAGAUCAAGAUCAGAUAGUCCGUCUGAAAGCUGAUGUAGUGAUCAGUGCCUUUGGAUCAGCCUUAAAUGACCCUAAAGUAAAAGAAGCCCUGAGUCCUAUCAAAUUUAACAAGUGGGACCUCCCAGAAGUUGAUCUAGACACCAUGCAAACAAGUGAACCAUGGAUUUUUGCAGGGGGUGACAUUGGUGGCAUAGCCACCACUACAGUUGAAUCAGUGAAUGAUGGAAAGCAAGCUUCCUGGUACAUGCACAAAUACAUACAGUCUUUGUAUGGUGUUGAGGUUUCUUCUAUACCACAUCUGCCUCUUUUCUACACUCCCAUUGAUCUUGUAGACAUCAGCGUAGAAGUGGCUGGUCUGAAGUUUCCAAAUCCUUUUGGCCUUGCCAGUGCAACUCCAACAACAAGUUCACCAAUGAUCCGCCGAGCUUUUGAAGCAGGUUGGGGAUUUGCACUGACCAAAACAUUUUCCCUAGACAAGGACAUUGUAACCAAUGUUUCUCCAAGAAUAAUACGUGGAACUACCUCGGGUCCCGUAUAUGGACCAGGCCAAGGCUCUUUCCUGAACAUUGAGCUUAUCAGUGAGAAAACAGCAGCUUAUUGGUGUAAAAGUAUCACAGAGCUAAAGAUGGCCUUCCCAGACAAAAUUGUCAUUGCAAGCAUCAUGUGCAGUUACAGUAAAGACGACUGGACCAAACUUUCGAAAAUGGCUGAGGCUGCUGGUGCAGAUGCCCUGGAGUUAAAUUUAUCAUGUCCGCACGGCAUGGGAGAGAGAGGCAUGGGCCUGGCCUGUGGGCAGGAUCCAGAGAUGGUGUGCAACAUCUGUCGCUGGGUGAGACAAGCUGUUCAGAUUCCUUUCUUUGCCAAGUUGACCCCCAAUGUCACAGAUAUUGUGAAAAUUGCAAUGGCUGCGCAACAAGGUGGUGCAGAUGGUGUUACUGCCACCAACACUGUGUCAGGGCUGAUGGGACUAAGAGCUGACGGGACACCUUGGCCUGCUGUCGGAAUGGAGAACAAGACCGCAUAUGGCGGAGUGUCGGGAAAUGCCAUCAAACCCAUUGCCCUCCGAGCUGUUUCUGCUAUAGCUGCUGCUAUUCCAGGUUUUCCCAUUCUAGCAACAGGAGGAAUUGACUCCGCUGAAAGUGGCCUGCAGUUUCUUCACAGUGGUGCUUCUGUUUUACAGGUGUGCAGUGCAAUACAGAAUCAAGAUUUUACUGUGAUUGAAGAUUACUGCACUGGGCUGCGGGCUUUGCUUUAUCUGCAGAGCAUUGAGGAGCUUCAAGACUGGGAUGGGCAGAGUUCUCCAACUGUAAGGCACCAGAAAGGAAAACCUGUGCCCAAAAUUGUUGACCUGAUGGGAAAGAAACUUCCCAGUUUUGGACCCUACCUUGAACAACGCAAGAACAUAAUAGCUGAGAACAAACUGAAACUGAAGGAACAGAACAGCCUUGUUUCCCAGCUAGAGAGAAAACAUUUUGUCCCCAGGAAACCCAUACCAGCAGUGAAGGAUGUAAUUGGAAAAGCGCUGCGGUAUAUUGGAACAUAUGGAGAGCUCAGUAAUACUGAGCAAGUUGUGGCUCUGAUUGAUGAGGAAAUGUGUAUCAACUGUGGCAAAUGCUACAUGACCUGCAAUGAUUCUGGCUACCAGGCUAUACAAUUUGAUCCAGAAAUCCACCUGCCCACUGUUACUGACAGUUGUACAGGCUGCACUCUAUGCCUCAGUGUCUGCCCUAUUAUUGACUGCAUCCGAAUGGUUUCCAGGACAACACCUUAUGAACCAAAGAGAGGCCUGCCCUUAGCAGUGAACCCAGUGUGCUGAGGUGAUCAGACCAGCAGUUAAAGUGAACCUUACAUUUGCUUGAUUCUAUUGAUUUGCUUUCUAAUUAGUACCAGCAAUUCCAUCUAUGUUAAAAAAAAAGAAGAACAAAAAAAACCUAAUGAUGGCAGCCAUUAUAAUGCCGGCUGUAUCUCCCAUUCUCUUUUUUAAGCCAUCACAAAGAGCAGACAGUUUGUCAAAUAUUAGUUUUUUAAGCACCAUAAACUUUUUUUUCCUUUGCAAAUUCUUCUAUGCUAUGAUAAUCUGGGUGAUGUUUUUUUAAAAAAUGUAAAAAAAUUAGUGGAGCUUUUGCUAACCAACUGAACCUUGACAUAAAGACAAACUUAGUUACCAAAGAAACAUGGAAUAAUUAUACAUUCUAUUUCAUUUUUAAAACUUUCUUUAGAAGAUGUAAUUAACUGCAUAACAUGCAAACAAAGCAAUAUGGGGUUGUGUGUGUGUUUUACAGAGAGAUAUAAAAAGAGAUUUAAAAUGGUAUUUCUGAACUAUCAAUCAGUUUCAACUACAUCAGCAUAUGGCAUGGUAUUACCUUAAUUCUCCUUAAAUUCUACUUCUGACUAGGCACUAAAAAUAAAUUUGCAAACACAUUGCACUCUUUGGCGUUUAAUGUUGUGCAGCAGGUAGCCAAGUUUUUUUGCUUUUGUUAACUGAUUGAUACUAGCUUCUGGUGGGAUCAGUGUGCCACUUUGCAGAUGAGAUUAUUCUUAAGAUGCUAAUGGAAGACUAUAAGCAAUUCCUUCCUGACCUGGCAGCUCUUGUGCACAAUGGCUCAGUUCAGACAUUGUGUGAACAGGGCUAGUGAGGGGGGCGGGGUGGAAUUUGUCCUGGCCUCAAGCUCAAAGGAGGCUUCACAUUUAGAUGCUUGUUUUUGCUGGCAUUAGUUUCACAGUUUGCUUUUAUGUCCUUUUUAAUGACUAGGGGUCUCAAAAGCUGGCCCAGGCCUCCUUGUACUUCUGAGAUGGCCCGUGUAUGAAACCCUGAUUUCAUUGAACUAACUAUAGUUCAUAUGAUUGCCUAAAUGCAAAUCACUCUACUGACUAUGGUUAGUUAGGCUCUAUCAAACUAGGAUUUGAAGUUGGUUAACUAACCACAGUCAGUGGUUUUGUGUGAUAUAUGGAUGCAGUGACACCCUCCCAGGUUAGAGAGAGAAGGCAAUUAAACCAUUAUUUGUUGAGGUAAACCAGGAUAGACGUGACUGUGAGCUGAAUCCUGAUAUCAUUCACAAACUUAGCAUCAUUAAACUAAGCCAUGCACAUUGCCUGAACUGAGUGAGUGGUAAGGAUAGUGUAUGUUGGAUCCAGACUAAACUGGCAAUUGCCACUGAUCCUUCUUUCCUGCUGCAGACCGCCAUCAUGUUGUUCCCCAGGAUCCCCUGUCCCCCAAGAGCAUCAUUUGGUAGAGAUCAGUGGGAUCCAGUGAGGGUAAGCAGGAAAAUUCUGUUCCACUAACAGAAAACAUAAUCUGGAUCUAGCUGUAAGGAAGCAGCAGUGGUCAUAAUAUCUUGUAUCAUCCAGAUUUGAAACCAUGUGGCACAUGCUGAAGUUUUCUCACCACACAGACUCACUGUGUAUCCAUAUAAACUUCUACUGGGCCAUCCUUUUCUACCCCCAUCAGGCAAGCAAAUUCUAUGCACAAUGAACAACAUGGCAUCUAGCCACCUGGAAGAACAUGAGACUAAGAACACCCACUGUCCCAUGCCUCUUCAGGUCCUUGGUACCUAGCCUUUUCCUACAAAGAGCGUGAACAUGUUGUGCUCUGAGCGUUUGUAAAAUGGCAGCCCUCUGGAGGAGUGUAAGGGAGGUGCAGGAAGAGCUUAUAUUUUUGGAAAUGUUCGGGCAUAUUACUACAUAUUCAAUGUGGUAGCUUCAUAGUUAAAGCCAAUGGGAAGAAGAGAGGGUGUAACUGCAGUCAGAAGGGUUCCCUCCACAUGUACAAAGUCUUGCAAUGGGCCCUGCCAAUUUUUUUUCCAGCUGUUCCAUAAGAAUAGCUGUGUGUCUAUUUCAAUUUUCUGCUGUGGAUUAAAUAAAGGUAAGCCCUCUGAAGCUCUAGGAAGGCAUCUUUACAGCUUUUUAACAGUCUGCUUCUCUUUUAUAGAUGCUGGUGAUGUCUAAUAGAAUGUAUUUUAAUAUUGUAGUUUUAAAUUGUAAGCUGCCUCAAACAAAACUCUGAAGCAGUGGUUCCCAAGUUUUUGGUAUGGUGACCCACAAGUCCAAAUUUACUUUAUAUGUGGGUGACCCAUCCAGGGCUAGCUCAAGAGAUUGAGAAGGCACUAGAGGGGGGCAUCAGAUUGAGGAGAUGCAGGAAGAUAACUGACGGCGGCAAAGAGGUGGGUGGCAGCGGCUCAGGGAAGUACAACUCCCACAGUAAGUAGAGAGCAGUGAGGCACUACAAAGUAUUGGUCAAGAGGUUGGACUGCUAAAGGAGCAGUACCAAGAGAUGUGUACUCGCCCCCCACACACACACACCCAGGGCCGGCACGCCCAUGGAGGCCAGGUAGGCGGUGGCCUCGGGCGCGCGGGCACUGGAGGGGCGCUGG